This is a messenger RNA of Trichophyton benhamiae CBS 112371, 1551 nucleotides long. Its product is annotated as folylpolyglutamate synthetase, putative. Bases 1 to 1551 code for a protein of 516 amino acids. Gene Ontology annotation, biological process: tetrahydrofolylpolyglutamate biosynthetic process. The record is from RefSeq and is a predicted model, not a curated record. Lineage: Eukaryota; Fungi; Ascomycota; Eurotiomycetes; Onygenales; Arthrodermataceae. Gene Ontology annotation, cellular component: mitochondrion; cytosol; cytoplasm. Gene Ontology annotation, molecular function: ATP binding; tetrahydrofolylpolyglutamate synthase activity. The transcript has 5 exons.
AUGGUCUUUCGACUAUCACAUACCUGGUUUGGAAGAUAUAUUCAUUCAAACGCUAGUUGCUGGGUCAGAGCAAUGGAGGGAACCGUAGCAAAUCCGACAUAUCAUGAUGCCAUUCAAAGGCUGAACUCGACCCAGACUGGAUUCAAAGUACUGGAAGAGAGGAGGCGAUUAGCACAGAAGCUGGACUCCUCUGGUAUUGAACAGAUGCGUCAAUGGCUUCGGCAUACGAAAGCCCUGGACCGCCUAAAUAUCGUCCAUGUGGCUGGGACCAAGGGAAAGGGGUCAACCUGUGCCUUUGUCAACUCCAUUCUCGAACAGUACCGUGCAACAACAGGGGCCCCGGAAAAGGUUGGAAUGUACACAUCUCCCCAUCUUGUGGCUGUACGUGAGAGGAUCCAGAUCAACUCGAAACCCGUAUCCGAGGAGCUUUUCACCAAGUACUUCUUUGAAGUAUGGAACGCUCUUGAGUCGUCAGCAGUGAGGGAGGGCCUCGACCCAGCAAUGAAACCCUCAUACUUCCGGUUUCUGACGCUGAUGUCCUUCCAUUUAUUCCUGAGGGAAGAGGUGACCGUUGCCAUUUAUGAGGUUGGAGUCGGUGGUGAGCUGGAUUCAACAAACAUCAUAGAACAACCCGGAGUAACUGGAAUAACCUCGCUUGGGAUUGACCAUGUUGCGACGCUCGGCCACACUAUCGACAAGAUUUCCUGGCACAAAGCAGGUAUCAUGAAGACCGGAUGCCCAGCAUUCACCGUGACCCAGGCCCCUGAGGCCAUGUCUGUCCUUAAGAAGAGAGCGCAGGAGAAAGGAGUCACGCUAGGCCUUGCCGAAAUAAUACCUGCUCUUCGACAAGUAGAUAUCAAACCAGCUGAAGACUUUCAGCUGCAAAACGCAUCUCUUGCCGUGAUCCUGGCUUCUGAGAUACUCCGAAAGCUCAACAUUGCGCCGGGUAUCGACUUGGAGAACCUCCCAGUACAGGUUGUCGAAGGGCUCCAGAGAACGGUAUGGAAAGGACGAUGCCAACUCAUAGACCGCAACAAUCAGCAGUGGCAUCUUGACGGUGCGCACACGCACGAGAGUCUGCAGGUUGCCAGCUCCUGGUUUGGCCGUCUUUGCCAGAACACGGCCGAGCCGCGAAUUCUCAUCUUCAACCAGCAGUCCCAACUCCGGGAUGUUGAUGGGCUCCUUAGCACAGUGCAUGACGUCGUAUACAACCGGAUGGGUUUAAAUUUUCAGCAUGUUAUGUUCUGUACAAACAUCACAUACAAAAGUAACGAGUAUAAAGUUGCAGAUAUGUUUGCAGAUUUUGUAGAUAAGAACGUUGACCCUGAGGAUCUAAAAAGCCUCGUCUUCCAGAAGAAGAUGGCAGACUGCUGGAGCAAGCUUGACCCAGCUUCUCAGGUCUCUGUGCUGCCGUCUCUUCAAGAGGCCGUCGAGCUGGUUGACCAAAUCGACAGCAGCACAAAGGGAACAAAGAUCUUCGUAUGCGGGAGCUUCCGGCUGGUUGGUGGGAUGCUCUCGCUCCUGGACCAGCAAGUCUCGGAUGUACGGUGA